This is a messenger RNA of Lotus japonicus, 1535 nucleotides long. RefSeq names its product transcription factor RF2b-like. Gene Ontology annotation, biological process: regulation of DNA-templated transcription. Lineage: Eukaryota; Viridiplantae; Streptophyta; Magnoliopsida; Fabales; Fabaceae. Gene Ontology annotation, cellular component: nucleus. Gene Ontology annotation, molecular function: DNA-binding transcription factor activity. Bases 79 to 1140 code for a protein of 353 amino acids. The record is from RefSeq and is a predicted model, not a curated record. The transcript is spliced from 4 exons.
AAGGAAAGAAAAAUGCAAUUGGGUUGUGUUGUUGUUGUGUGACACAAAAUUCACAAGAGGGAAUUGGAGGGAACACAGAUGCAAGAUCCACCCUCUUCAAACCCCAAUUCCCAAUUACCGCCGCCGCCGUCAACAACCGCCGGAGCUGGCGUCCCCUCACCGUUCCCGCGCUCCGGCGCCAAUGUCGGCUCUCACCACCGGCGAGCCCACUCGGAGGUCAGUUUCCGGCUACCGGACGACAUGAUGGACCUGUCACCCUCCGAUCCGUUCACCGGCGGAUCCUCGACGGCGAGCCUGGACGAGAUCGGUUCCGAGGAUGACCUUUUCUCGACUUACAUUGACGUCGACAAGCUCGCAGGGUAUGCCGGGGCCGGAAACGGAGCGGAUCCGGGUGGAAACGGCGAGCCGGAGAAGAUUCCGGCGAGGUCGAGGCACCGGCAUAGUAGCUCCGUUGAUGGGUCUUCUUCGUUUGGGGAGAUUAUGGAUGCGAAGAAAGCUAUGCCACCUGAUAAGUUAGCUGAGCUUUGGUCAAUUGACCCCAAACGUGCCAAGAGAAUACUUGCAAAUCGGCAAUCGGCUGCUCGUUCGAAAGAGAGAAAGGCCCGCUAUAUACAAGAACUUGAGCGCAAAGUUCAGACCCUUCAGACUGAAGCCACUACUCUUUCAGCCCAACUGACACUAUACCAGAGAGAUACAACUGGCUUGAGUAAUGAAAACACAGACCUGAAGCUCCGCCUGCAUGCCAUGGAACAACAAGCACAGCUUCGCGAUGCUCUCAAUGAAGCAUUGAAGAAGGAAGUUGAGAGGCUUAAGGUUGCUACUGGGGGGAUAAUGAGCCCCACUGAAUCUUUUAAUCUGGGAAUGCACCAGAUGCCAUUUACAGAAGCAAAUUUCAUUCCAAUCCAAUCACAAUCAGGUCAUUCUGGUUACCAGAACAUCCAGUUUCCACCAUUUGGCCACUCCCCAUCUAGUAUGCAAACUCAUCAACUGCAACAAACAAAUUCUCGUUCAUUUUCAGAAAUAUUGCAGAAUGACCAGCUGGGUCAUUUUCAAGGACUUGACAUUAGUAGCAAAGGAUCAACUAUCGUGAAGUCUGAAGGCCCCUCAGUUUCUGCAAGUGAGAGUAGCACAACAUAUUGAAUUCGACACAAACCACUUGACCUACUGACUCAUCCAUGGCAUUCAUUGUUCAUAGUGUUGACAUGUAGUCAACUAAUGAAGGUGCCUAUUUCAUGAAAUAUUUAUUCAAAUAGAGGAUAAAUAUUGAUUAUUCAUUCAUAGGGAUGCUGACCAAAAAGGGGAAGCACCCUUGGAGUUUUGUUGCAAAGUUCAUAUAAUCUUUGUUGCAACAUUGCAUUUGUUUUUUCUGGGUUGUAGAAUGUUGGGAAUGAAAAGUCAUUCUCAUUGUAUCUUUGUAUCUUGGAAUUGCAUCCCCUCUGGUCAUUUGUAUCAUCAUUUAUGUGAUAGCAUGUAAACUGUGUGAUUUAUUGUGUCUUUCACUUCAUUGAUAUCCUAGAUGGACUUGUCUUCUGUAA